GAAAAACCCUAAUAGAAUUAUCUAUAUAUAUGCAAUGUAAUCUGCUAAACCCUUAAACCCUAACUUCCCUUCGCAAUCAACUUUCUCUUCUCAUUUCAUCUUCCUCCCUCGCUCUCUACCUUUCACAUGGAAGCACCAAUGGAAUUUUGGGGUAUUGAGGUUAAGCCAGGACAAUCUGUCAACGUUGAUCCAAAUGAUGAAUUAGAGGGAUACAUCCACAUAUCUCAGGUUGCACUUGGAGAAAUAAAGAAAGACAAAUCAAUUGAACCUGUUGUUCUGUAUUUGAAAGUUGCUGAUCAAAAGCUUGUCUUGGGAACUCUUAUUAAGGAUUCAAUUCCCCAUCUUGCUUUGGAUAUAGUUCUAGACAAGGAAUCUGAACUUUCCCACAAUUCCAAAACUGCUAGCAUCUAUUUUUCUGGAUACAAAGUUCUUCAUGGUGAUGAUGGUGAUGACUCUGAUUUUUCUGAUUCUGAUUGUGAUCAUGAUCAUGAAAUUCCAGUGAUUGACCAAGCUCAAGUUGCAAAGGAGGUGGCUAAACUUGGAAAAACUGCUGCUAAACCUGCUGCUGCAAACGGUGCAUCUGCUAAGCAAGUCAAGAUUGUUGAUCCAGAGAAAGAUGAAGUUGAAUCUGAUGAUGAUGACUCCGAUGAAGAUUUUUCUGAAGAUGAUGAUACUGAUGCUUCUGAUGAGGUGGAUACUAUUGCUGAUAGUGAUAGUGAUGAGGGCAGUGAGAGUGAUGAGGAGACUCCUGCCAAGAAGAUGGAUACCGAUACAGAUAGUGAUGAGGACAGUGAGAGUGACGAAGAAACUCCAGCUAAGGAGGUGACUGUGAUCAAUAAGAACAAGAGACCCAACGGGUCUGCAUCAAAAACCCCAGUUCCUACCAAGAAAGCUAAAAAUGCUACUCCUGAAAAGACUGAUGGUAAGAAAGGUGCACAUACUGCAACUCCCCACCCUAUGAAGAAAGGUGGAAAAUCCCCAAAGGGUUCUGCUGGGAAGGGCCAGACUCCCAAUUCUAACAAGUCUGGCAACUUCAAAGGUGGUAAACAGCAAAAAAGGACUAAGUAAGCAUGGUGGUCGGUGAUUUUGCAUUUAUUACCAUAUUUGUGUAGUAAUUUUCCCCUGUAUUACAGUGAGUAUUGGUAAAAUCUGUUUGAUGUUUUAUCCUCACUUUGGACUAUUGAACAGUCAAAGAUGUAAUCAUGUUUUGGAAAAUUUGUUUUGACAUUGAUGAGUCACUAUAUCUUUGAUUAUUGCUUUUAA
Cicer arietinum (chickpea) is the source of this 1263-nucleotide messenger RNA. RefSeq names its product histone deacetylase HDT1-like. The record is from RefSeq and is a predicted model, not a curated record. NCBI's taxonomy places the organism in Eukaryota, Viridiplantae, Streptophyta, Magnoliopsida, Fabales, Fabaceae.